Messenger RNA from Kwoniella shivajii, 2421 nucleotides. RefSeq lists its product as uncharacterized. Bases 1 to 2421 code for a protein of 806 amino acids. Gene Ontology annotation, biological process: protein import into nucleus; ribosomal small subunit export from nucleus; ribosomal large subunit export from nucleus. NCBI's taxonomy places the organism in Eukaryota, Fungi, Basidiomycota, Tremellomycetes, Tremellales, Cryptococcaceae. The transcript is spliced from 9 exons. The record is from RefSeq and is a predicted model, not a curated record. Gene Ontology annotation, cellular component: nuclear pore. Gene Ontology annotation, molecular function: protein binding; structural constituent of nuclear pore.
AUGGCUCAAACAAUCCCAUUUUCACUACCGUUUCUUCGCUCACACUCAAUCUUCAUUCCCCCUUCUUCUUCUUCGUCGUCCACCUCUCUAGAUGAAGAAUGGGAAUUGGUGGACAGACCGACAGACGACCUGGUCGGUCAAAAAUAUACCAGGAUGACAAUAAGGGAUAAAGAUCUGCUGGUGGCCAUGGGGAGAGAGGUGCGAAUGAUGUCACUUGCAAAUUCAGAAGGUGGAUGGGAGGUGAAAGAUGGUCAAGUGGGAUCUUACAAGACGCUGAAAUCUCCUAGCUUGACUUUCUCCAUCAAUCACAUCAUACCCAAUCCGUCGGGUAGGCUACUGGCUGUGGUAGGCCAUCAUCAGGUAGUUGUUGUCGUUUUACCGAAAACCAGCUAUUCAAGCUCGUCAGGUGAUGUGGAGUGUCGUGCUAUACGAGUUGACGAGUUCCAAUUCUCUCCCUCAUCGAAUGAUACCAUCUCGAAAGUAUCAUGGCAUCCUUGGGGAGAAGGAGGAAAUUCGCUGUGGGUGUUAACUACUGAUGGAAAGCUUCGGGAAUACGAUGUUCUCCAACCUCACGACGCUGUGCAAACGUUCAACUUCCUUCCUGAGCGAACCUCUUCAUCGUCCGCCAAGUUCACAGCCGUUGACCCUCUUUCUCGUUAUGCCUCUUCUUUCGCCUUUUCGAUUGGCCCCAUAGAUUUCUCGCCACUGAUGGUCUACGUUUUGCUCGCCAACGGGGACAUCUAUACGAUGGGGCCUGUUCUUCCUUUACACUCUGAAAUGCCAAUUCGUUACUUGCAAGGAUUAAAAGCUUAUUCUGAGAGAAGGUUGGCUAGGAUUCAGAGCGAAGCUAAAGAUGUAUUUGGAGCCACUGAAGCUGGAUUAGGAAGAGUGACAUCUCAAGCUCAAUGGGUAGAAUCAUUGGUGAAACAAGUGAAAAUGGCAGAGGAAGCAAGACAGAGGAAAGAUGAAAACGAAGAAACUCCCUCAAAAAGGACAACUUUGGCUCUGUUGAGACAAGGUCCAAUGCUGUAUUCGCCUGCCCCACAGGACAUCAGGAAUGGAGAAGAAGAUGAAGAGCAAGCUGCGACAGACUUGUUCCUCUCACAGAGUGGCUCUGAGCAAGGAGGUAAUGGAGAGAAGGAAACAUGUAUAGCUGUCACUUGGUCUGGUGGAAGAGUGGAUAUCGGUUUGGAAGUGGAAAGGCCUGAGCCACGAUGGUUUAGCUCAAGGGAUCCUUCUACAUCAACGCCUGUAAUACCCAUAAUUGAAUCCAUUCUCCUUUCCUUCCCUCAAUCGGACCUUGAAAGCAUCGAAGCCAAUGCACCUUCUUUCUUAUCUGAUCCAAUGUACGGCGGUGUAUUUUAUGUGCAGCAUAUCUUUGGUGUAGACUCUAUAAAUAUCAAUUCUUGGCUGGAUGAACUUAGAAGUGGCGAUGCGGAGGGCGAGUUGCUAGGCAGCGAGGUAGUUAGGUUAGUGGAAUCAGGAGGGUCACCAGUGAAACCUAUAGUUGGGAUUGUGAAUUUCUGCAACAUAACCUUGGGCUACGGUCUUGUCGCCCUUGCUGCCUCGGGCCAAGUGGCGUCUGUUGAACUAGACCUCAAAGUCGCCGAUGUCCCAGCUAUUACCUCGGGUGCGACAACUACCGAUAGAACAACAACAGCGGUCGACCCAGAUUCACAGUCAUUAUUACUUGCUAAGCCUCUCGAUUUCGACAAAUUUGUUCAAUCGAUCCGUAAACCUGCCACACCUUUUAACCCGAUGGGCGUCUUGCGACAAAGAAUUCCUGACUCUUCCAAACCUGCAAGCACAAUCAAUCCGGAACAUCUGCGAGUGCUUGGUGAGAUAUCAAGCCAAUUUACCAAUCGUACACAAGCCAUUCGAUCUGCUUCUCAAUCGAUAGAAAAUCGAUUAGACCUCGAAGUCCAAGAGUUACAACGUCAGAUUAAACUGUUGAGAGACUGUCAAGACAAGGUCGCCUCUCUCAAGAAGAAUAUCGCUAUCUCUCGUGCUGAAGAGCUUUUAGACAAACAAGACAGAUUAGCAUCUAGAUUGGAUGGAAUCGUUGUCAAACUAUCAGAGGAGUUUAGACCUGAAGUGGGGGAAAUGGAGCGAAAAUGGUUCGAUGAGCUUGAAAGACUGAAAGUUAGAGUCAGGGGCGGAGGAGUUGUCAGUAAGGGAAGAGCGUUAACGACUAAAACUCAAAUACUCAAGGAGCAAUUGGCAGCUGUGAAGCCUGUUUUGCUGGAGAGUCAAACUCGCCAAGAAGAGGAGGAACCGCAAAGUAAGAUGUAUGGUAGUAAACAAUUGAAACCUCUGGAAGCUGCUUUAAGUGCUAGGUCGGAAGAGCUUCGACGGCUGAUAAGGAGAAUGGAGAUGCUGGAUAUGAGGGUGGACUCAUAUUCUGGAGCGGAUGAUGACUGA